This is a messenger RNA of Pseudoliparis swirei, 3588 nucleotides long. It is a transcript of the gene rpgrb, whose product is annotated as retinitis pigmentosa GTPase regulator b. The transcript has 14 exons. Gene Ontology annotation, molecular function: ubiquitin protein ligase activity. The record is from RefSeq and is a predicted model, not a curated record. NCBI's taxonomy places the organism in Eukaryota, Metazoa, Chordata, Actinopteri, Perciformes, Liparidae. Gene Ontology annotation, cellular component: photoreceptor outer segment. Gene Ontology annotation, biological process: protein ubiquitination; ubiquitin-dependent protein catabolic process; visual perception. The coding region runs from base 234 to 3383 and encodes 1049 amino acids.
CUCAUACCUGUAUUUCACAUGAAGAACUCCUCCGCGUGCAGCGCGUCCCCGACAGGCUCCUGUCUCACGCACGCGCGUCUCACUGAGGAGAGUCGGGAGCCGUUUUUACUUUUGGAAAGAGUAAGUUUGCGGACAACGUCCCCAGUAAAUUCUGGCUGAAAAACGACGUCCCCUUGAAGGUCGCCUGCGGGGACGAGCACACCGCCUUCAUCACAGAAAAUGGGAAACUCUUCAUGUUCGGCAGCAACAACUGGGGCCAGCUCGGCCUGGGCUCCAAACGGACCGUCAGCAAGCCCACGUGUGUCAAAGCUCUUAAAUCUGAGAAUGUGCAGUUUGUGGCCUGUGGGAGAAACCACACUCUGCUCCACACAGCUCAGGGCAAAGUGUUCGCCUCGGGGGGGAACGGCGAGGGGCAGCUGGGGCUCGGCGACUGCGAGGAGAGGACGUCCUUCCAGAGGAUCGGCUUCUUCGAUUCUCGUGGACCAAUCAAAAUGCUCGCCGCCGGCUCGAACACCUCCGCCGCGCUCACGGCGAGCGGGAAGCUGUUCAUGUGGGGCGACAACACGGAGGGUCAGAUCGGUUUGGGGAAGGAGAACCACGCCGCGGCGCCGCAGGAGGUCAGCGUGGGGCGGCCCGUGGGCUGGGUGUCCUGCGGGUACUACCACUCCGCCCUCGUCACAGUGGACGGAGCUCUGUACACGUUUGGGGAGCGCGACAGCGGUAAGCUGGGCCUGGCCACCCAGCAGCUGCCGCACCACCGGGUCCCUCAGCUGGUGAAGAGCCUCAAGGAGCCGGUGACCCAGGUGGCCUGUGGGGGCGGGCACACGGUGGCACUCACAGAGAACGAUGUGUUCACCUUCGGCCUCGGUCAGUUCGGACAACUCGGCCACGGCACGUUCUCCUUCGAGUCGCGGCUCCCCCAGGCGGUCGAGCACUUCAAGAAGGGCCGAGUGUGUCACGUGACCUGCGGAGAAAACCACACCGCCGUCAUCACAGACGGCGGGCUGCUGUACACGUUUGGAGACGGCCGGCACGGUAAACUGGGCCUGGGAGAAGAAAACUUCACCAACCAGUUCAAACCCACUCUGUGCCCACGCUUCCUCAACUACGACGUUCAGGCAGCUGCGUGCGGCGGCUGCCACAUGGUGGUGCUGGCCCGGCCGAGGGAGCCGAGCGGCGCCGACGUGACUCUGGAGGACGACGACGUGACGGAGGAUUACCUGGAGAGGCCGUACGUGGAGCUGCUGGGCCACGCGGCCGACUCCUCCGCCCUGCAGAGGAGCCUCUCUGCCCGGGUCCGCCGGAGGGAGAGGGAGAGAUCUCCAGACCAGUUCGGCGCCGUGUUCCGCACGCUGCCCGCCGGGGCGCCCGGCCACCUCCACCCACCGCCUUCACCUGAGCUGAGCCACAGAAAGGUGCUCAGCAGCACUCACCAACACAGGAGCGCAGGGUCAAUCCACCAGGAGCCGACGGCGGGCGACGCAGGCGGCGCCGUGGAGAGCCUGACGGACGCCGACAGCGUCCGGGGUCUGGGAGAAACCUCCGACUUCCUGAACAUGACUCACAUGAUGAAGAUGGACUCCGCUGAUCAAAUGCUCACUCUGUCCCCAGUUCACAAGAGGAAGGGUGAGCGCGCUAAGGCCGCCAGAGAGAACCCGAGAAGGGAGAGCGGCUCGUCCUCCACCUCCCCGUCUCGGGGGAGGAGGCACGGCGCUCACUCUCUGGCCCCCGGGAGCCCGCACAGACGCAAGACCACCAAUCAGAACAAAGAGAAUGUGAUGGUGGCCAUGGAGGAGCUGCAGAGGAAGCCCGGUAGAGACGGGCCCGGUGUAGGGGGCUCGGCUCAGAGGACAGGCCGGCGGAGGCCGGAGUCGGACUCUAAAGGACGUCCUGGAGCCAGGGAGACGCCUUCAGGCGCCGGACCCACACUGAAGGUCACGCGGGCUGCACCGGCCCGAGUUCAAAGCAAAGCGGGCGCAGGUGUUCCCUCUCCAGGUGAGCACGCAGCCGGGCUCCACGAGGACCCCGAGAGUCUCUCUGAGCGGAAAACCAGAUCUGAUGUCUCCAAGACAUCGAAGAACGAGAAAAAACGAAAGGAGGCAAAAACAGGGAAGAGGACGAAGAUCGGCCUGCUGGCCGGAGCCGCCGCGCUCACGGCGGGGGCGCUGCUGGUGCACCAGGUGGCGUCCAGGAGCUCGCCGUCCAGGAGCAGCCGCGGCGUCCCGAGGCCGCCGAGCGAAGAGCCCGAAUCCCACGCUGCAGAUUUAAGAAACAAAUCCUCCGUCAGCAUCAACAUCAUACCAGAGAGCCAGGAAGAGACGAGUGGGACUGAGGAGGAGAGGGAGGACUCUGUGAGGGAGAAGCAGGAGGAGGAGGAGAAUGAAGAUGAGGAAGGGCAGAGGACGAGUGCAGACGUCAGUGAGGAGGAGGAGGACGACAUCAGUGACAGUAUUGAGAAAGUAACAGAAGAAGAAGAAGAUGAUGAAGACAGCAACACUCUUCAACCAGAGGAUGAGUCAGAAACUGAUGAAGGCGAAGAGGAAAGCGAGGAUGAGGAGGAAGACGAGAGCAGUGCUGAGGAGGAGGAAAGUGAAGACGAGACAGAAUCAAAGAAGAGCAAAGGAGGGAAUGCAAGAGAGGAGGAGGAGGAGGAAAGUGAGGAAGGGUCGAGUCACGAGACAGAGAGUAAAGGAGGAGAGUCUGACAAUGAGGAGGAAGGUGAGGAAGAAGAGGGCGAUUUGGAAAGUGAGGAGGAUGAAAGUGAGGAAGAGUCGAGUCAAGAGACGGAGAGCAAAGGAGGAGAGUCCGAAAAUGAAGAGGAAGAAGAGGGGGGUGAAAGUGAGUCAUUAAAAUCAUCGGAGGAGGGAGAAGAUAGUGAGACAGAGGAGGAAGAAGAAGAGGAGGAAGAGGCAGAAGAGGAGAGUAGUGGGAAAGAAGAGGGUGAAAAUGAGGAUGAAAGUGAAGAAGAGGAGGAAGAAGAGAGUGAAAACGCUGAGGAAGAGGAAAAAGAGAGUGAAGAGGAAGAAGAGGAGGAGGAUCAACAAAGUGAAGAGGAAGAGGAAAAAGAAAGUGAAGAGGAGAAUGAGGAGGAGGAAGAAGAGGAGAAUGAGGAGGAGGAAGAUCAAAACAGUGAGGAAGAGGAAAAAGAGAGUGAUGAAGAGGAGGAGGAAGAUCAAAACAGGGAGGAAGAGGCUGAGGAAGAAGAGGUUGAUAACUAUGAAGAAGAGGAGGAGGAGGAAGAGGUUGUCAAAAAGAAAAAGUCAGCUGAGGUCAAGAGCGUGACCUCUGGAAGUAAGCGGAGGUUAGGGGUCAAAGGUCAGACCCCAGACGAGUCUGAGGAGUUCUGGGGUGACGUGCUGCCGCAGUACCUGCAGCUGAAGUAACACCGAUAAUCAAUAAGCCAUCGACUCAUUGAUCUGAUCGCUUUAGAACGACCUGUCCCUGAACUCACCGCUCACGGUGCCUUCACUGCUCGUCUUCCUCACGUUAUUUCAUGAAUCUCUUUCCAUCUGAACUUUCUUUCUUUUAAAGGUUUUGUUUACUUGUUUUAUUAAUUAUAUAUUUAUUAAAGGCACUUUUAAACACAAA